Messenger RNA from Cuculus canorus (common cuckoo), 3065 nucleotides. RefSeq names its product taste 1 receptor member 3 (gene TAS1R3). The transcript is spliced from 6 exons. Bases 43 to 2589 code for a protein of 848 amino acids. NCBI's taxonomy places the organism in Eukaryota, Metazoa, Chordata, Aves, Cuculiformes, Cuculidae. The record is from RefSeq and is a predicted model, not a curated record. Gene Ontology annotation, biological process: sensory perception of umami taste; G protein-coupled receptor signaling pathway; sensory perception of sweet taste. Gene Ontology annotation, molecular function: sweet taste receptor activity; G protein-coupled receptor activity. Gene Ontology annotation, cellular component: membrane.
AACUGAUGAAAGCGGAUCCCCUGCCCCCGUUCCCUCUCCCACAUGGCAUCGGAGGUUGCUCUGAACCCUCUUCAGGUCAUGGUCCCUGCCCUGCUGCUGGGCUCCAGCUUCGGUUCCGCAGCCGCCCUCCAGCCCAGCUGCCUCUCAGCUCAGUUCAGAAGGCCUGGGGAUUACAUCCUAGGAGGCUUGUUCCCUUUUGGAAAGAACACCGUAAACCUGACGGCACGAUCAGAGCCCACGCUAGUGGUGUGUGAAAGGUUGUUUAUAGAUGGGCUCAUCUGGGCUCUUGGGAUGAAGUUCGCUAUUGAUCAGAUCAACAAUUCCACCUCACUUCUCCCAGGCGUAAAGCUGGGCUACGAGAUGUACGACACCUGUUCCGAGCCGGUGGUGGCCCUGCAGCCCAGCUUGCUCUUUCUGACCCGGAACGGCACCACGGGCAUCGGAGUUCAGUGCGACUACACCGACUAUCAGCCUCGCGUGGCUGCUGUCAUCGGGCCCCAUAAGUCAGAUCUCUGCCUGGUCACUGCCAAACUCUUCAGCAGCUUCUUGAUCCCGCAGGUCAGCUACGCAGCCAGCAGCGAGAAGCUCAGCAACGCAGAGUUGUACCCAUCCUUCUACCGUACCGUUCCCAGUGAUAAGAACUUGGUGGAAGCUGUCGUCCAGCUACUGAACAAGUUUGGAUGGAACUGGAUUGCCAGCAUUGGAAGCGAUGAUGAAUAUGGCCGAGGAGCCCAGGAGCUCUUCUUAAGCAUAGCUGGAAAUCACAGCAUCUGCAUAGCAUUUGAGGGGCUAAUUCCUACAGACCUUUCAGACCCCAAAGCCAAAGACCAACUGGAAGAGACCAUUACGUCAAUUAACAGGACCAAAGUCAACAUCAUUGUCCUUUUUAGUUUUAAUCAGCCAGCCCAGGCCUUUCUGGAACACAGCAUCAGGAUGGGACUGAGCAAGAAAGUCUGGAUUGGCACCGAAGCCUGGAUGUUUUCCGAUGUUGCUGCCUACAUCCCAAAUAUUCAGAGCAUUGGGACAGUCUUAGGCUUUGUUAUGAAAGUAGACAAUGUCCCGGGCUUCCAGGAAUACGUUGCUGACCUCUUUGCCUCUGUUCAGCAGGAUAAUUUUUGCCAGGAGUCUAGAAAGCUCAGUGACCUCAUGAGCUCAGACAUGCUGGGCACGCAGUGCUCGGAGUGCGACCACAUCUCGCUGCAGGACGUCGUGCCCAUUCUGAGCCGCUCACAAAUACAACCGGUGCACGUGGCAGUCUACAGCGUGGCUUACGCGCUGCACAGAGCGCUGGGCUGCACCCACCAAGCGUGUCCCAAAGCAUCCAUCCCAUCCUGGCAGCUCCUGCACUUCAUGAACACCCUCCCGUUCACGGUCAACGGCCAAACUUUCAGGUUUGAUCCAUCCCACAACACAAACCCUGGGUACAAGAUUAUAUUCUGGUCCUGGAAAAACGGCACCCUUACAUAUCUGCCUGUAGGUGACUAUGAAGAGUUCUUGUACAUCAACAAGUCCCAGAUUUGGUUUCACACUGCAGAUCAAAAGGAGCCAACCUCGGAGUGCUUCAGACACUGUAAACCAGGACAAUUCAGACGAAUUAAAGGAUUCCACCUCUGCUGCUAUGACUGUACAGAUUGUCCAGAGAACACCUUCUGGAGCACCAAAGACAGCUCCACCUGCACUCCCUGCCUCGAGCACCAGUGGUCCCCUGUCCGGAGCACGCAGUGUUACGUCCGCAGUGAGAGGUACCUCUUCUGGAAUGAGCCGCUCACCAUUGCCUUGCUAGUGCUGAUGUCCAUCAUCGCCUCCCUGACCUGUCUGACAGCAGUGCUCUUCUAUAAGAACCUGGAGACUCCCCUCGUGCAGGCUUCUGGAGGCAAACUGAACCUCUUUGCCUUGUUCGCACUCUCGCUGCUGUGUCUCAGCUCCUGCCUCUACAUCGGGAAGCCCAGUGAUGAGCUCUGUAUGAUCCAGCAGGUCAUCAGUUCCCUGUGCCUCAAUGGUUGCCUCUCUACCCUCUUCAUCAAGUCCCUCGAGAUCACCCUUGUGACCGAGUGCCCUCGCUGUGCCCCCACCUUCUUGCCAUGGGUGACCCCCAGGAGGGCCUGGCUCAUCGUCGCCUUGUGCUUCCUCACCGAGUGCGCGUUCUGUGCCUGCUACCUUCGCGUGGGCCCUGACAGCCUGGUGUCCGACUACAAGUCCCUGCCCACCGAAGUCCUGCUGGUGUGCAACACCCAGUCCUGGCUCGCCUUCACCCUCCUGCAAGGCUACAACAACUGCUUGGCCACCGUCUGCUUCCUGUGCACGUUCAUGGUGCAGACGUCUGGUAAGAAGUACAACCUGGCCAGGGGGAUCACAUUUGCCAUCCUCAUCUAUUUCAUCAUAUACAUCUUCUUCAUCGCUGUCUUUGCCACAUUGAAGACCGUCCUCAGGUCCGUUAGUCAGAUUGGUGGCAUCUUGGCAACCAGUCUGAGUAUUUUGGGGACCUACUACCUCCCGAAAUGCUACAUCAUUCUGUUUAUGCCUGACCUGAACACGACGGAGCACUUCCAGAUUUCUGUUAAAGAAGAGCCAGAGGACAACUCCCAAUGAACAGCCAAUAAACCAGAUCCAGUCACCAGCUCCUCGAUGGGAUCCAGGUGGUUUUUAAGGAGAUAAUUCUGUUUAUGAUGACUUUAUAAGCUACGGUGCUACACACCAUCACUGUAUUAAGCACAGCCUCGUCCAGCAGGGUGAACAUCCCGUAUGGAACACAGCCUUUCUCAGCAGCUUCCAUCAGGAACAGGAGGUUUAAAUGAAAUAGAAGAUUGAAAGGCAAAGCAAAGCUUUGAUGGCAACCACUGCUCUGCCAACCCCCGACAGCCUCAGAACUCUGCUGCAGCACAUCAGCCAAGAACCGAGAACAGAACAAGCAAGAACUUGUAUUUCUCAAGAGACGGCACAGUUUCAUUCCAAGCUGGAAAAACUGUGGCCAGGCCAGAAUCUCAGUAAAACUGAGGGUUUUUUUCAGAUAAAGGAUAUUGUAAUGGAAAUAUAAUUUCAUACUUCUCUUACAGUACGAAAUUCAG